AUGACGGCCACAACUUCAGUUCGUUUGCAUAACGAUAUUUCAAAGAAUUCAAUAAAUUCUAUAAAGUUAAGGAAACUUUCAAAUCCUCAACCUUUAUCUACCUUAUCUAAUCGUAAAUCACAGGAUGCAUUAAAAAAAUUAGUUGAUGAAUUAAUAAUCCUUUUCGUUGAAUCACAACAACUUGGAACAGAUGAUAAUAGAAUUACGCAGCUAAUUUUAGAUUGUAUUGAAAGUAGAAAUCAAGAUGCAAAUGAAGUCUUAAAAUGGUUGAUCAGUAAUCAACAUAGUUUAUCAUAUAAAACGCUUUUGGGUUAUUUUUAUUUUCAUGAUAUUGGUACGGAAAUAGAAACCCGAAAGGCUUAUAUUUCAUACCUUGCUGCGGCAAAAAGGGAUUAUCCUAUCGCACAAUAUUUACUUGGUGAAUGUUAUUCAUCAGGUAUGGGUACAAAAACUGAUGAAAAAUUGGCUUUUCAAUGGUACCAAAAAGCAGCAGAAGGUGGAUGUUCCAAUGGAUUAAAUUGGCUCGGUUAUUGUUAUGAAUUUGGAAAAGGUACAGAAAAAGAUAUUCACAAAGCAUUUACUUAUUAUAAAAAAUCAACGAGACAAGGAAAUAAACUUGGAAUGCAUUUUCUUGCCGAUUGUUAUGAGAAAGGCAAAGGAACACAGAAGAACAUUGAUCAAGCAAUAUAUUGGUAUAGGAAAUCAGCAGAAAGUGGACACGAAGGUUCUUUAACUGUACUGAAUAAACUUUUAAAAGCCACAAAUUCACCUCCGCUACAGUUGGAAAAUUAA
Messenger RNA from Diversispora eburnea, 792 nucleotides. The record is from the annotation of a GenBank genome assembly. Lineage: Eukaryota; Fungi; Glomeromycota; Glomeromycetes; Diversisporales; Diversisporaceae.